Molecule: messenger RNA, 348 nt
Organism: Haliotis rubra (blacklip abalone)
Lineage: Eukaryota; Metazoa; Mollusca; Gastropoda; Lepetellida; Haliotidae
Product: histidine-rich glycoprotein-like
Exons: 1
Coding region: 1-348 (115 amino acids)
Source: RefSeq, a predicted model, not a curated record
AUGACUCUCCAUUACAUUACAACUGUAAGUAAGAUCAUCACCCUCAACCAUCACCAUGACUCUCCAUUACAUUACAACUGUAAGAUCAUCACCCUCAACCAUCACCAUGACUCUCCAUUACAUUACAACUGUAAGAUCAUCACCCUCAACCAUCACCAUGACUCUCCAUUACAUUACAACUGUAAGAUCAUCACCUGCAACCAUCACCAUGACUCUCCAUUACAUUACAACUGUAAGAUCAUUACCUGCAACCAUCACCAUGACUCUCCAUUACAUUACAACUGUAAGAUCAUCAACCAUCACCAUGACUCUCCAUUACCAACUGUAACCCCUCAACCAUCACCAUGA